GAGCCGGGGGGGGGUGACUGGAACCAAUAGCGUGCAACAUCCUGCUAAUAUAAAGAAAAAAAAAAGAAAAAAACGACUCUUGAAAAACAAGAGCAGGGGAACCAAGCUGAGGUAACUCGCCGGGUCUGUAGGAAGAAUCCUGACAGCAGAAAUCGGGGAAACGAAUGAGAAAGCAAUCGAUCACAGCCUAUUGAUUACCAAAUUGUCUUUCUAUUUAAACGUUGAUUAAAGUACACAGAUGGACAACAGAAAUGCCCCUGAAGAUAAACCUGUCCAGCGCUCCAAAUCCUUCAGCUUCAAGACACCGAGGGAGGUGUGCUCGUCAUGUGAGAAGACCGUCUACCCCAUGGAGAGAUUGGUGGCUAACAACCUAAUAUUCCACUCGGCCUGUUUCUGCUGCAAACACUGCAACACCAAACUCAGCCUGGGCACAUUUGCUGCCCUUUCGGGUGAUUUCUACUGCAAGCCGCACUUCCAGCAGCUCUUCAAGAGCAAAGGCAACUAUGAUGAGGGCUUUGGCCGCAAGCAGCACAAGGAGCUUUGGACCUCCAAGGAGGGCGAGAACAUAACAAAGACUGCGUAGCCACGCCUGUCUGUGUCCCAACCGUUCUCCCACGGGAAAGGCUAUACGGACACUCCUGACCUGCAAACCGACUUUUAUUUUCAGAAUUGGUAAAGGUCAGGGUUAGUUUUAGAUUUUGGGUAGUUUUGCAGGUCAGCAGUAUCCUCCUGGUAUUUCCCAUCUCAUCCCCAAAGCUGCCUCUUCUCCACCUCCAACAUGUCAUGAGGGGUGCGGUCAACGCUCCUGUACGCUCGCUCCACAUCACGGAAGACAGACACAUGACCGGCCAGUCACGCCCCCUGUCGCUUGACAUUUUAUUUAGUAGGGUGUUUAUUCCUUUCAUUUGGUUUUAGUAUCAUUUUUAUUUUACAUUUGCUCUUUUGAAAUUGUUGAUUGUGACCAAACUGCUUAUUCACAAACCAGUGGUAUGUUUUUGCUGUCCUUUUGAGGACUACAUUAACAUUUGUUUUCUUGUUUAUUUUUCGGAUAAAUUUGCACCCUUUUGAAGCAACAGGCGCAAGGACCGUAUGCUCAGGUGAACAUAUGGUUAGAGAAGCUGGAGUUCACUCUAAGCUGUAGAGCAUACUCAGGUCAACCAUACUGAGCUAGGUUCAUUAGCAAGUUUGUACUAUUUUAUGACCUCUUUUUAGUUCCAUAUAGUCAAUUAAAUCUAACACCAAUUUUAAAGACCAGUCCUCUGCAUUGCGGUAGCACUGGCGGAAGACAAUUUGUGAGUUUGUCAGGGUUCACUUAUCUGAGAAACAAACACGGUACUGUAAAACUGUCACACGUUCUCUCUCUCUCUCUCUGGGUACAUUUAGUUGAAUUCUGUCUUAUUGUUCAAAUGUUUUUUUGCUCCUAUGAUCUGAAUGGCUGCUAGGGUUCGGUUCUGCAUGUUUGUCCUGUACGAGUCUUAGCUGUAUUACCUUUGGUCUGUACUGCCCUCCUGUGUUCUGGAUGACUUUUUAAAAAACGAAUCUGCUUCAUUGACUCUUAAUCUCACUUUACUGGUUUUAAAAUGCACUCUUUGCUCUUAUUUGCUGGGUUUGACUGUCGUGCGAUAAGUUGAUCUCACUCGUAGAGGCUUUUUUGUCUUUAUUCUGAAAAUGACAAGUAUCGCAUAGGUGUUUGUACAUAGCUUGUGCUUAGUGAACAUAUCGCACUAUACUGUGCACAUAUGACCAUGCAUGUUAACCAGACAAGUCAAUGUUAGAUUGACAGGGAACAUAGCCUAACAGGAAACCACAACUGUCACGCUAAUAUCCCCUUCUGCUUCCUGUCCAUGCAGAGCUGUCUGUUCAUGUACUAAAUUGGGCCAAGUUGGUGUGUAAAACUAAGCGGGACUUUCGGAUCUUUCAAGACAACUGUGAACUCUGGUGGGGGAACAAUGUCAAAUCCUGAUGUCUGUGAUCUGCCAGUUGGGAAAGUCGGCAUUAGAAAGAGGCCAGAGUUCCUGACGCAGAAUUAUGAGUUGGAUGACCGUCUGAAGAAAAAAAAAAAAAUCCCAUCAGCUUUUUUCAUUUUUCUGAGUUCCCUGUUGUCUUGAAUGCUCGAAAGUCUGAGAAUUCCGUGUUCUGAAUGUGGCAGAAAUUCACAUAUGACUGGGAUGUACUGACGGGGCCACAAGUGAAAUCGUAUAAUGUAAAAAAAAAAUAUAUAUAUAUAUAUAUAUAUAUUAUCGUGCUUCUCCAGUGACAUCUCAUCUGCCAACAUAAAUGUUUUUUUGAUAAAUACCUCAUGGCUUUCUUGUCUCGACUGCAUCACAUGAUUCUGAGCAGAGGUGGUGGAUUUGUGAAGGUGGUUCCCUUCAGGCUGUUUACCAUUGGGGGGGGGGACAAAUUGCCAGUUUGUCUGCUGAACAGGGUGGAUCUCCCAUCGACACCAAUGUGAUAGAUAGCAGCUGGGUCUGGUCUACUUUAUUGACUAAUGUAACCAGAAAGAUGGAGUGGGAUGUCUUGCUGCUUCUUCAUCUCUGAUUUUGAGCUCCAGGACCUAGUACUAUAUGAGGGGUGGACGCUAACAGGGAAUGUUGUUGGUCCUGGGGCAUGUUCAGGGGAAUUCCUACGCAGUGAGUAAAGCCCAGGCCUACAGUGCCCUGAACCUCAGUAGUGCCUCCUGGUGGGAGAAGAGAGGUAGGAAAUGCUUGAGUCAGUUCAGCCAGACCCAGUAAAGGCUUGAGAUAUUACAUAUCACACAAUUGUCAAUAAACAUGUUUGCCCCCAGUAAUUUCUUCUGUAUAGCUUUUACUCACUUUUUAAGAUGUGGGCGUGGCCUCGGGAUGAAACGGUUGUGCUACAGGUAUUUGGAGGUUGAAACGUUCUAAAGCGACACCUGCUUUGGCCAACCAACUCAAUAGACAAGAUUUCUAUUUUCUUCAUUCUUGCUUUAGAAUGAGACUAAAGCCAUUGAAUUACAUCAUUUGUGAGGUAUUCAAUGCCACAACACUUGAAUGACACAAUGUAUAUUGUGACGGAAAGUUUACUGUGAAUUAUAAACUAGGUGUUUCGAGCCCUGAAUGCUGAUUGGCUGAAGGCUGUGGUAUAUCAGACCGCGUACCACGGGUAGGAAAAAUUAUUUAUUUUUACUGAUCUAAUUACAUUGGAAACCACUUUAUAAUAGCAAUAAGGCGCCUUGGGGGUUUGUGCUAUGUUGGGCAUAUACCUCACCUCGGGCUUCAUUGUUUAAUUAGAGCAUGCUCUGCAGAAUAGAAAAUAAAACAUGUUACUUUUUGAUAAGUAAAGCCUUAGAAAUAAAUGGCAAAAACCAUGGCCUAAUAUUAUUGCUUUUUCAAAACAGUUUUUAUUUGUUAUUUUUUUUCAGUGCACAUACCUUCCUUUCUCCCUGUUCCAGCCUAUCCCCUGUGAAUGAAAAUAAUCUUUCUGCUUGUUUUCCACUUAGUCCGUGUGGUGGAUAUGAGUGGCUUCACUCAGCCAGAAGUUUAUGUACCCGCUCAUCCUCCACUCUCUCCUGAAUGCUUUUCAUUUUUUCAUUACAUUUCCUCAAGUUGUAAAGUUAUCUAUUUGUUUUUAAGAUUUUGUAACGGUCCUCGAGACCACCCAGAAUGCUUUGUAACCAAGAACAUCAUAUCAAAUAACACUGUGUCCAUAUCGUCUGUUAUGUGUGAGGAGUGUGCCAAGGUACAAUGGCGUUAUCCUGUGAAUAAACUUUCUUUGUAUAGAGA
Salmo salar (Atlantic salmon) is the source of this 3743-nucleotide messenger RNA. RefSeq names its product LIM domain containing 2 (gene limd2). Lineage: Eukaryota; Metazoa; Chordata; Actinopteri; Salmoniformes; Salmonidae. The record is from RefSeq and is a predicted model, not a curated record.